CGACAUGUUGUUUACUACUCGUUCUACUGCGAGGCUUCUCCGAGUCUCGUCUUCAACGAUGGCGACACAAUGGACGCAGCGAUGCUUCGCUUCCGGUAUGGCGGACGCCGUCGGAACACUGGAGGGACAGCACUUUAUGUCGAUUGAUCAACUAAGCAAGACCGAGCUACAGGGUCUCUUGGACGUUGCGCACCACUAUAAGGCACAAUACGCGACACAAACCGCCAACACGCCGCGUCCAUUGGCUGGACAUUCCAUGUCCAUGAUCUUCCAAAAGCGCUCGACGCGCACGCGGGUCAGUUCCGAGACCGGCAUGGCCCUGCUUGGCGGACACGCGCUCUUCCUGGGACCCUCCGACGUACAACUCGGCGUCAACGAAUCCAUGCGGGACACCGCCAACGUACUCGCCCGUUUUAAUUCACUCAUUCUCGCCCGAGUCUUUGGACACGCCGACGUCACGGAACUCGCCAAGUACAGUGCCGUGCCCGUCAUUAACGCCCUUUCCGAUCGACACCAUCCGUUGCAGACCUUGGCGGAUCUCAUGACCCUCCAACAGCAUUUCGGGAAGGACAAACUCCGGGGCAAGACUGUGGCCUGGGUUGGUGACGGCAAUAAUGUGUUGCACGAUCUCAUGCUCGGAUCGGCCCUUUUGGGUAUGAAUGUCAACAUCGCUACGCCUACCGGCUACGAACCCGACGCCCAGAUACUGGAAACGACUCGGGGCUUUGCCGCCGCCGAAGGCAUGAAGGUGCAAACCACGACGGUCGCUGCCGAAGCUGUAAAAGACGCACACGUGGUAGUCACCGAUACUUGGGUCAGUAUGGGACAGGAAGAGGAAUACGCCAAGCGCGUAGCCGAAUUUGACGGCUACCAGGUCAAUAAGGCUCUCAUCAGUCACGCUUCGCCGGAUGCCGUCUUUUUGCAUUGUCUACCGAGGCAUCCGGAAGAAGUGGACGAUGAAGUCUUUUAUUCCGAACGGUCCCUCGUUUUUCCAGAAGCAGAAAAUCGAAUGUGGACCGUCAUGGCGGUCAUGGCGGCGCAAUUGGGCAAAGUCGAGUAAGCGGACACCAAACGCCGUUGGUGAGCGUUGGUGCUAUCUAUGCCGUGACCAGUUUAAGGACGGGGCAAGGGAUAAACGGUACAUAAAUUGCAUUUACAGU
Phaeodactylum tricornutum CCAP 1055/1 is the source of this 1160-nucleotide messenger RNA. RefSeq lists its product with no specific name. Gene Ontology annotation, biological process: L-citrulline biosynthetic process. Gene Ontology annotation, molecular function: ornithine carbamoyltransferase activity; amino acid binding. The record is from RefSeq and is a predicted model, not a curated record. Bases 5 to 1060 code for a protein of 351 amino acids. The transcript is spliced from 3 exons. Gene Ontology annotation, cellular component: intracellular membrane-bounded organelle. Lineage: Eukaryota; Bacillariophyta; Bacillariophyceae; Surirellales; Neidiaceae.